AUCGGCUUGGGGGUCCUACGAAACCGCUCAUAUCAGAUCGCUAUAUCUGGUCGGCCACUUCCCAGCAACUCCAACUACAUAACCGAAGAUGGUUUUCAACAGGUUUGUCGAAGUUGGACGUGUCGUCCUUCUCACUUACGGCCCUGAUGCCGGCAAGUUGGCCGUUGUGGUCGACAUUGUGGACCACUCCCGUGUGCUCGUCGACGGACCCACGACCGACGUCUCCCGCCAGGUCGUCUCCUUCAAGCGCGCCACCCUGACCGACUUGAAGAUCGCCAUUCCUCGCACCAUCGGUACCCCCGCCCUCAAGGCUGCCAUUGAGAAGCAGGAGUUGGUUGCCAAGUGGAACAAGACCGCUUGGGCUCAGAAGAUUGCCAGGCGUACGGCCCGCGCGGAGACGUCGGACUUUGACCGCUUCAAGCUGAUGAUUGCCCGCAAGCAGCGCCGCUCAACGGUCGGAAAGGCCGCCGCCAAGCUGAGGAAGGCCGCUGCCAAGUAAAGAACCCUAAAGCAGUGUUCCGACCACACCCACUACUUUAUUCUUUACCCCCACACACACCAUAUCCGCCGUCCACACACCCCUCAGCGCUAUUCCGCAGCUUGUACAGAAUGAGAAUACCAACCUCUGAUUGUGUUCAGCAGCGACGUGGCCUCUUUUUGUCCCUUUUGUACACAUCGUUCGACUUGGAAUCAGAUCAAUUCACAGAAAA
Messenger RNA from Fimicolochytrium jonesii, 710 nucleotides. RefSeq names its product translation protein SH3-like domain-containing protein. Gene Ontology annotation, molecular function: RNA binding; structural constituent of ribosome. The transcript has 3 exons. NCBI's taxonomy places the organism in Eukaryota, Fungi, Chytridiomycota, Chytridiomycetes, Spizellomycetales, Powellomycetaceae. Gene Ontology annotation, cellular component: ribosome; cytosolic large ribosomal subunit. The coding region runs from base 89 to 499 and encodes 136 amino acids. The record is from RefSeq and is a predicted model, not a curated record. Gene Ontology annotation, biological process: ribosomal large subunit biogenesis; translation.